Molecule: messenger RNA, 1624 nt
Organism: Eremomyces bilateralis CBS 781.70
Lineage: Eukaryota; Fungi; Ascomycota; Dothideomycetes; Eremomycetales; Eremomycetaceae
Product: GroES-like protein
Exons: 5
Coding region: 190-1527 (445 amino acids)
Biological process (GO): D-sorbitol catabolic process
Molecular function (GO): L-iditol 2-dehydrogenase (NAD+) activity; zinc ion binding
Source: RefSeq, a predicted model, not a curated record
AAUUUCGGCUGUCCGGGAAUGGAAUGCGGAACCAUCUAUUAUUCGCGACUACUUCGGGGAAUACUGCCCUUUUCGUUGUACAGAAGAAAAAUGGCAUUGACGAGUUUUAGGCACCCCAGAACUAAAAUAGCCUACAGAAAUGAGACUACGUAAUUAGCAGGCAUUAGAGGGGCCUGGGUACUUCGAUACAUGACUCUCGACUCUCAGACUCUGUGGGAUUCCGUCAAAAACGGCGUCUCAAACCGCUCUUUUCGGCGGCAAUUUCGCAGGUCCUCAGAUUCUAGCUGUAAUAUCGCUGAAAGCUUUCCUCAUAUCCUACCUUGCUUUUCUCAACCGACUUCCAAUAUGACAUCGAUACGCUCCUCUGUCUUGCAUGGUGUGAAGGACUUGAGGAUUGAGACGCAUCAGCUACCUCCUCCCGAACCAAAUGACCUGCAAAUCUCCGUUCGAACAACUGGGCUAUGUGGGUCGGACCUCCAUUACUACCAUCAUUUUCGGAAUGGAGAUAUCCUCGUCCGCGAGCCCCUCUCAUUGGGUCAUGAGUCUGCUGGUAUUGUCGAGGCAGUCGGCAGCGAUGUCGAUGGCUUCGAGGUCGGAGAUCAGGUGGCGCUUGAAGUCGGGAUGCCAUGUGAGACGUGUGCCCGGUGCCAGGAGGGGAGAUAUAACAUCUGUGAAGCGAUGAGGUUCCGUAGCAGCGCGCGGGUGUUUCCGCACGCGCAAGGCACCUUACAGGAACGAAUCAAUCAUCCGGCGCGGUGGUGUCACAAGCUUCCACACGAUGUCUCCCUAGAGCAUGCGGCAUUGCUUGAACCUCUCAGCGUCGCGGUUCAUGCCUCGAAAAGGGCCAAGUUGAAAGGAGGAGAAAAGGCUCUGGUGCUAGGAGCGGGAACCGUCGGCUUGCUGGUAGCUACGAUGGCCAUUAUUCGUGGAGCCGAGUCCGUUGUGAUUGCAGACAUCGAUGCGGGUCGAGUGUCGUUCGCUACGAAUAAUGGAUUUGCUCACGCCGGGUUCCCCAUACCCCUUCGGCGGCCAAAUUCAAAUGAGGAGAGCCUUGUUCUUGCCCAGGAAACAGCGGAAAGCAUCAAAAGCAAAAUCCUGGCCUCAGGGUCCGAGCUAGGCGCCCCGGAUAUUGUGUUUGAAUGCACUGGAGUUCCAUCUUGUCUUCAGACUGCUAUCUUUGCGACACGACCAGGCGGGAAAGUCAUGUUGAUAGGAAUGGGGAAUCCAGUCCAGACCCUCCCGAUCUCCGCCGCCGCGCUUCGUGAAAUCGAUCUCGUGGGCGUUUUCCGAUAUGCGGAUACAUAUCCAGAGGGCAUCACCUUGGUCCAACAAACGAUCUCCAACCCGAAUCUCCCCGAUAUUUCCAAGUUGAUCACGCACCGGUUCGAAGGCCUCGACAGUAUCAAGGACGCAUUCGAGAUGGCUGCGAGAAGUCAGGAUGACAGCCAGAAGAUGGUUCUAAAAGUCAUGAUGACUAUGGGUGAAGCACCGCAUCACGACCUGUCUGGUUCAAACAAGAGGUCAUAAAGGGUGCCAUCUGUUAGCUGGCUCUGGCUCCUGAAAUUCAACCCGUUAACAAAAAGCAAGGUUAGCUUUUUUUUCGCCAAUCCGAAAUACCUCCCGA